Molecule: messenger RNA, 2283 nt
Organism: Synchiropus splendidus (mandarinfish)
Lineage: Eukaryota; Metazoa; Chordata; Actinopteri; Syngnathiformes; Callionymidae
Gene: stx18
Product: syntaxin 18
Exons: 11
Coding region: 57-1034 (325 amino acids)
Biological process (GO): intracellular protein transport; retrograde vesicle-mediated transport, Golgi to endoplasmic reticulum
Cellular component (GO): endoplasmic reticulum; SNARE complex; membrane
Molecular function (GO): SNAP receptor activity
Source: RefSeq, a predicted model, not a curated record
UACAUCUGGUGACGUGUCAGCUUGUUUACAUGCGUCUUUGAGGACCAGCUGCUGACAUGGCUGUGGACAUAACCCUACUUUUUAAAGCCAGCGUCAAAACCGUCAAAACCAGAAAUAAAGCAAUAGGAAUCGGAUUCGAUUCCACGAAAGAUGAGAUUCUUAAGCGGAGCAGACCAAGAAGCGGCUUCUCUCCGAAGGCAAAAGAAGUGAUCAGUAACAUCACCAAGCUCAAAGACUUUCUGCUUCAGCACAGGAAAGAUUAUGUGAGCGCCGGAAGCCUCAUCUCUUCAGAUUUCACGCGCAUGACGGACAGCGAACGAGACCAGAUCGACCAGGAUGCUCAGAUCUUCAUGAGGACCUGCUCUGAAGCCAUCAAGCAGCUGCGCAGCCAUGCUGAGAAGCAGGUGUCCUCAGUGCAGGUGAAGGAGCACCGAGCAGCAGUGAUGGAGCUGAUCGAAAUGUAUCUGAAAGGAGUGUGUAAACUGUACUCGGAGCAGAGAGCCAUCAGAGUAAAGAAGAUGGUGGACAAGAAGAGACUGUCACGGCUGGGACCAGAGCAUCACAGUCGAGGAGCAGAGAAGCGGCUGGAGGAGGAACCUGUCGGUGACAAGAGUAGCAAGGAGGAAGUUUCAGUCGACAGGAGUGUGUCAGAGGUCCAAGACAACAGUGUGAACCUGUGGGAGGAGCCUAGAGUAGAAGAUGAACUGUCCCCGGAGGAGAUCCAGAUGUUCGAGCAGGAGAAUCAGCGGCUGGUCAGUGAAAUGAACAGCCUGGUGAAUGAAGUCAGGCAAAUCGAAGGCAAGGUCGUGGACAUCGCAAGACUGCAGGAAAUAUUCUCAGAGAAAGUCCUGCAGCAAGAAACGGAGAUCGACAACAUCCAUCAGCUGGUGGUCGGUGCCACGGAGAACGUCAAAGAAGGGAACGAGGAUAUACGAGAGGCCAUCAAGAACAACGCCGGCUUCAGAGUGUGGAUCCUUUUCUUCCUGGUCAUGUGCUCCUUCUCUCUGCUCUUCCUGGACUGGUACGACAGCUAACACACGUGACGGCGAGCUGAGUCGGCACGCGGGGCUCGUCUCCUGAAGAUAUGCUUCGAACAGCUCAACCUCCUGGACUUGAGGACAACUCUGUCGUAGUUGUUGACUCUGGACUGAAGAUGGAUCUGUGACCUCCAAUGAUGCCUGCAUCACCUUCCACCGCUAAGAUCAUGUUUGAGCUUGAAGACGCUAUAAACCUACUCAUGCACUUGGACACCUCACCUAGGUCUUAAAUAUAUUGAAAUAAAAUCUCAAGUGUCUCACACCAUUUAUGUAUUGUCCUUCUAAUUUAAUGGUCCGCACGGUGUUCCACGUCCAUGUUGCUCACUUGUACAUGAACGUGAAGUUAAAUUGUCGACAUGAUAGUCCGACCAGGUGUUCGCUCUGCACCACGCUGCUCUACUCCACACUCACACUUGUGUUAGGUGACUUGUGCGGUCAAAUGUGAAUGAUCACUCAAGCCACUAGACGUCAGCAUUGGCUCCUCUCAGGAUAAACAGACCAAGACGUUCGCCGACAUGACAGUUUUCCUGGUAGUGUUGUAGUACUUCCAUCCGCAUUUGCCAAGAGAAGGGAGCGCUCCGGCUGGGGAAAGCAAUGAGAGGUCCUCACAAAGAUAUGAAUAUAAACGUUACAAGUCACAGUAAUAUUAUUCAUAUAACGGCACAUGGUCCUGUCACUGUCUUAUUGAUUUUUGCAGCAUAAAUAUAGAACUCAAAGAUUAUUCUACUUUUCAUAUUCAGUUUGUGAUCAGAUUUUUUUCUGCUUUUUAUGAUCUGUAACCCAGAUAUUAUUUCAGUUCUUGAUUCAUUUUGGAAAAAUGACUACUGUAUCUUAUUCUUAUGUUCUUUUGGGUCUUGGUCUGGACGCGGUCUCCAUAUGCUCCUGUCUCAGUCUUGGUGGUCUCGACAAUAACACCAACUAUUGGUGAGAAAAUGUGGGCACUUUAUUUCAGUUCAACAUUUCAACGUAGCAAAUGGUUUUUUCAAUACACCGUUUGAAAAAAGUUACAUCAUUCGUGACAGUCAGAGAAAUCAAAAAGCCACGGACAAGCAAAACUACUUUCAAGUUUUUCCACGAAAACACUCUCACCGUGGGCCGCCGACAACCUUCCACAGACAUGGACACAAAGGCUUCGUGAAGUUUUUUUUUUUGUACAUUUCUGCGUCUUCACUUGCGAUGCACAUUCAACACUGUAGCGUAAAGAUUCGGCUGAGCAGGGAACAGCUGAGUGGAGCCAGAAGAACAC